Cladocopium goreaui is the source of this 483-nucleotide messenger RNA. Lineage: Eukaryota; Dinophyceae; Suessiales; Symbiodiniaceae. The record is from the annotation of a GenBank genome assembly.
AUGGCUGUGAAGAGAACGCCGGCGGCCAAGAAGGCGUUGACCAAGAAGGCUGCAAUGAAGGUGCCAGCCAAGCAGGCGGCAAUGAAGAAGAUGCCAGCCGAGAAAGCGGGAAUGAAGAACCACGCCAUGAAAUCUGUGAAGAUGCCCAGGAGCCCAUGGAAUCAGAUGACAGAGAAGAAGAUGCGAGCAAGUGAGAAGAUUGAGAAGGAACCUGCCCAGAAGCGCAGGUUUGUGUACUCCGUCAGUCGUAUGAGUGCGCAGGAGAAGAAGCGUGUCUGGAACGAAGACAUGGAUGAAUGUGUGGGGGAAUGGGUGGAGGUUGUGAACUACAACAAGCGCUUUCGCGAACCACCGCCAUGCCCACGCAAAAAGUGGAUCCAGGCCUGUAUGGAGGAACGUGGAUGGUUGCUGUUGAAGGUGAAGCUGGCACACCGGCCAAGUGGAUGGCUGAAGAUUGAAUCUCAUGAGCUGCCGCAUUUGUAG